AUGCUCGAGUCGCUGCCAUCAUUGGUGUGGGCGGCCUACCUCGCGCCGUGUCUGGCGCUGCACGAGGUGCUCACCUGCGCGAGCUUGAGCAAGGCGUUGCGUCGCACAUUGCACGACGACGUGACGCUGGCCCACCCCGUCGAGCUCGCGGGCUCGGUCGACGAGCUCGCAGCGGUGCUGCAGCAAUGGCCGAACUUGCGCCACGUGUGCUUCAAGCCGUUUAUCCGCCUCCAAGCUCCGUACAACGAGUCGAUCUACAACCUCCACCGUACCGAGGCGCCAGAGGAAGAGCUCGACAUCGAGGCUCGUAUCGACGGACUGGUGCGCAACGCGCUCACGCAGAGCGCACGCAUGACGCGUCUCAACGCUGUAUUGGCCGAGUCUCUUGACGACGUCGUCGACCAGCUGCACACACUCGACCUCAGCGGCACAGUUGGUGUCCAGCUCUUCCACGGUAUCCAUCGGCUCUCGCACGUCAAUCUCAGCGGCUGCGCGGGCAUCCACGGCCUCGAGCACGUGCAGACGCUGCCGUCCAUCGAUCUUAGCUACUGCCACGACGUCCGAGACGUCCACUGGCUCGCGCGCGUGGCCCAUGUCGACUUGAGCUACUGCCACAGUCUCCGUGACGUGGCACCACUGGCGCACGCCACGUCGGUCUGCCUCAACCUGUGCAAACUCGUGAGCGACGUCAGCGCCCUCGAGAAGGUGCACACACUCAGCUUGCGCAACUGCCCGCGCAUCCGUGACGUCUCGAGUCUCGGCCACGUGCACACGCUUGUCCUUAGCGGCUGUAAGCUCGUGACCGACGUCUCGCCACUCACGCACGUGCACACGCUACACCUGAGUGGGCUCGACGUGUCGGACGUCUCGGCACUCGGCGACUGCUUCGAGCUCAAUCUUCGCAAGUGCCCCAACGUCGUCGACGUCUCUGCCCUCGGGCGCGUCGCGCGCUUGGACUUGAGCGGUUGCGCUGGCAUCACCGACGUCUCUGCGCUGGGCCAUGUCCACACCCUCAACCUCUCUGCCUGCAGCCAUCUCACGGACGUCUCAGCGCUGCUUUGCGUCACCCACUUGACGCUGAGCAACUGCGACGCGUUAACCGACGUCGCGGCGUUGGGUCGUUCGGUGACGCUCCAGUCGCUGGACAUAUCCAACUGCAAGCGCAUCUUGGACAUUUCGGCGCUUGGCCAGAUCCCGACGCUCAACAUUAGCCGCUGCCACGGCGUGACAUCGCUGCGUGGUUUGGCCAGUGUCACGCACCUCGACAUGAGCUUCUGCCGCCACCUCGAGGACCUGAGUCCGCUAACUUGCAUCCAGGUGCUCAACGCGUACCGCUGUCCUCGUGUGAAGGACCUGUCGCCGCUGCGGCACGCCCGCAAGGUCAACUUGAGCUGCUGCAAAGGCGUCACGGACGUUGCACCGCUGCGCCGUUGCCGCGACGUCGACUUGCGUUUCUGUGACGCGCUUCAGGACGUCUCGCCUCUCGGCGACGUCCAUACGCUCAAGCUCGCGGGUUGCCAGCGCGUCAUUGACGUCUCUGCCUUGGGCGGCGUCGAGCACUUGGAUUUGAGCUACUGCCACGGCAUCUCGGACGUCGCGGGCCUCGGCACCGUGCACUCGCUCAGUUUGCGCAAUUGCGCAAGCAUCGCCGACGUCUCGGGCCUCGGCGGGUGCUACUCGUUGAACCUCAGCGGCUGUGAACAGGUCACAGACGUCGGCGCGCUCGGCCGCGUGUCCAUUUUGAACUUGAGCGACUGCCAGGGCGUGCGCGACGUCAGCAUGCUGCAGCGCGUGCGGUGGCUCGACCUGCGCUUCUGUGCGAAUGCGCGAGGCGUCGCGGCGCUCCAGGGCCACGUGCGCACGCUCCACCUCCAAGGCUGCGCCACCAACAAGCCGUAAAGAUACCUGGCUCGCCAUGUGGCACUGGAUUUCUCAACACCUGUUUUCUGGA
This is a messenger RNA of Saprolegnia parasitica CBS 223.65, 1951 nucleotides long. RefSeq lists its product as hypothetical. The transcript is spliced from 10 exons. The record is from RefSeq and is a predicted model, not a curated record. NCBI's taxonomy places the organism in Eukaryota, Oomycota, Saprolegniomycetes, Saprolegniales, Saprolegniaceae. Bases 1 to 1899 code for a protein of 632 amino acids.